Messenger RNA from Closterium sp. Yama58-4, 1050 nucleotides. NCBI's taxonomy places the organism in Eukaryota, Viridiplantae, Streptophyta, Zygnematophyceae, Desmidiales, Closteriaceae. The record is from the annotation of a GenBank genome assembly.
AUGAUCCACUGGACCUUCUUCCCCUGUGCGCCGCCGUUAUCGCCUCCCAGCGGUUGGAUCUCGGAUCUACGGCGCAAGGGCAUAGAGGAGAUCAACAUAGUGGGGGACUCGCACCAGAGGGGGCUGGCAAACCACCUGCACUUCCUGCUGUCGGGGCGAGUGAAGCACAGAGAGCAUGAUCCGCGCUUCAACUACACCCUGCAGUCCACCAAUGCAAACCAGGAGUCGUUCAGGAUCAACUUCUAUUGGAUCGAUGGGAUCUACCACAAUGGGGAAUUUGGUUGUGGUGACAGAGGCAAGACGAGCAAUCGCACGGACGCAUUCCCAUCCGUCAUCUCUCCCACAGCUGACGUCACCGUGCUGAACGCGGGCGCGUGGUCGGACAGGUUCUGUGCGGAGCCAAUCAAAGCCAUGCGCGCCCACCUCCCGGAAUUUCUCAACUGGGGAUUGCAGUUCACCGGCCGAAGCGGCAAGCCCUUGGUGCUGCGCACUGCAACGCCCGUGCCCAGUGGGGGUGACCACUGUGAACGAUACACCAACUUGUCGGUCGGCCCGUCCGCCAACCUCGCCAUCAUGGAGCUCAACCGGGUGAUGCGAGAAGUGGCUGCUGGGAAGGAUUCAAGGCUGUCUGUGCCCUCGCUGCCGGUUUUUGACGGGUGGAGGAUUGAAUUGCCUCGAUUCCAUCAAGCACUCUACUUCAAGGAACCAAUAACCCCUCCUCCUCAUCUCCCUCCUCCUCCUCCUCCUCCUCCUCCUCCUCCUCCUCCUCCUCCCUCCUCCUCCUCCUCCUCCUCCUCCUCCUCCUCCUCCUCCUCCUCCCUCCUCUCCUCCUCCUCCUCAUCCUCCUCCUCCUCCUCCUCCUCCUCCUCCUCCUCCUCCUCCUCCUCCUCCUCCUCCUCCUCCUCCUCCUCCUCCUCCUCCUCCUCCUCCUCCUCCUCCUCCUCUCCUCCUCCUGCAGGUCCCCGGCAUCCUCAGCAUCCGCUGCCUUUGCCGCCUCCUCAUCCUCCGCGGCUGUGGCGAACAGCGGGUUCACCCACUCCUCCACCUUAG